This is a messenger RNA of Ananas comosus (pineapple), 1542 nucleotides long. Its product is annotated as transcription repressor OFP2-like. Gene Ontology annotation, biological process: negative regulation of DNA-templated transcription. The transcript has a single exon. NCBI's taxonomy places the organism in Eukaryota, Viridiplantae, Streptophyta, Magnoliopsida, Poales, Bromeliaceae. Bases 103 to 744 code for a protein of 213 amino acids. The record is from RefSeq and is a predicted model, not a curated record.
UACAAGUCAAUACCCCACCUCCCCUUUCUCUCUCUCUCUCUCUCUCUCUCUCUCUCUCACACACACACACCUCUAUAUCUCUCUCUCACACUAGCUAGAAAGAUGGCGUCUACAAGGCGAAGCGGCUUCGGUCUCCGCCAGCCGGUGGUCGUCGACGUCGGGUGCAGCUGCCGGAGGCCGAAGAAGCUCUCCUCUCUCUUCUCCUCCUUCUCAAUCUCCCACUCCAAACCCAAGAACGCCUCCACCUCCUCCUCGUCCCCCGCCACCACCAUGAACACCACCACCACCACCACCACCACCACCACCACCACCGCCGCCGCCGCCUCCACCGCCUCCACCUGGGACGCCUCCUUCACCACCACCAACUCCCUCUACGAGGAGGAGGAGGAGGAGGAGUACCACCACUCCCCACAUCACCCCAUCCUCAACGAAGGGAGGAGACCCUCCGGAGCGAACAAUGGCGGGCGCAGGAGGAAGGGGGGGAGGAGGAGGAGGAGGAAGGGGCAGGGGAGGGUGGAGAGGGAGAGCGUGGCCGUGGCGGUGGAGACGGAGGAGCCGUACGAGGACUUCAAGGAGUCGAUGGUGAGGAUGGUGGUGGAGAACGAGAUCUACGCCUGGGAUGAUCUCAACGACCUCCUCCACCGCUUCCUCUCCCUCAACUCCCCCCGACACCACUCCCUCAUCCUCCGCGCCUUCGCCGACCUCUGGACCGGCCUCUUCUCCCCUCCCUCCCCCUGCCUCUAGAACUUAUAUUACAUAUUUCGCCAUGCCCAGAUCGAAGCACCUGCUUUUAUACUUUGUAAGCCCCAUAACAAUUAAUUAAUUCCCUCCCACCGAAUUAGAAGAAUAUAUAUCUUUAUAUAUAUAUAUAUAUACAAUCAAAGUAUAAAAUUUGGUGCUUUUUAUGCCGCAAUUCAAAAUUAGCUUAACAGUGGUAGUGCUUACUUAGUGUGCUUGAUAGGAUGUUAGGAUAGUUGUGUUUGGUGAAAAAAAUGUAGCGAGAGACCCUCUUGAGUAUUGGCCAUUUUAAAUCACGGCUUGUGCUUCACGAAUCAAUUAGAGCAGUUGGUCGGUAUUUUUAAUUUUCGACUAUAGAUUCAGAGUGUGUGCUUGUUGUCCAAUCUUAAAUGGCCAUAAUUCCGCCAAAUUUAACUAUAUAUAUAUAUAUAUAUAUAUAUUAUGAACACCGCUCAAUCUCGCCAUUUUUUUUUUUCCUUUUCCUUUGGAUAAAGAACCUGUUUUAAAAUGGCCAAUAGGUGAGGGGGUCUCAGUACAUUUUCUCACUUUAGGAUUUUAGCAUUGAUGAUACUGUAGGGGAUCAUACGGUGGAGAUCAUUGACAAGGUGAUGUAAUGAUGUUGUGUGUGUGAGUGUGAAAGUGUGAAUGCGUCUGUGUAGGAGAGUGGUGUUGGUGUGCGUGUGUUUUAUGAUGGGUGCGUGCUUUUGCUAAAACGGGCGCUGACUAGAAUUUACUGCGUUUGCUUUGCCUUGUAGCUUUCCCUGAUAUCUAUGUACUGGUACGUAGCUAACUAUUUCUUAUAUA